Molecule: messenger RNA, 2289 nt
Organism: Marasmius oreades (fairy-ring Marasmius)
Lineage: Eukaryota; Fungi; Basidiomycota; Agaricomycetes; Agaricales; Marasmiaceae
Exons: 4
Coding region: 1-2289 (762 amino acids)
Source: RefSeq, a predicted model, not a curated record
AUGGCCAAACCUAAGAAGGGCAAACAAAAGAAUGAAACAGUUUUAGCUUUGCCUGUCCAGCCUCCCCCGCUAGCCACGCACACAUCGCCUGUAAAUCCACCCUCGGAACUUUCACCGUUACCCCCGCCAGCACUCGGUUGGCCAUCGCCCAACCUCACAUCCUUAAACAUAAAUAGGCAGACGAAGAAAGACAAUGAUGAUGGAUGGUUGCCAACGGAUGGUGUUCUUGAAGAAGGCUUGCCGACUAUCAAGAAAGCGAAUGCGAAGUCACCGCUUGCGGCCAGUCCAUGGGGUGUUUCCCAACAGACUGGUUCUAUCCCAAGUGCGCAAGCAACCAAAGCAACCAUUGCAACGAAAAACGCUCCGGCUCCUGCAACGUCUGUUUGGGGGGGAUCGCAUCAUCCCACUGGGAAGGUCAGCACCUGGCAUCAACAAGCACAAUCGACGGAGCGCCCCAGCUGGGAUACUGGCGGUGCAGGCUGGCAUACCUCUGGCCAUGAUGCCUGGGGCGCAGAUGAUGAUUCAGAAUCAGAGUCAGAGUCGGAAGCUGGAGAUGGCCGGGGAUCAGUCCUUGCCGGUGGUGCCUCUUGGGGCCAACCCAAGGCUGCAAGUUUUACUCCCGGAACCUCUACUUGGAGAAGCUGGGGAGAUGAAGCACAGAGAAACUCCAAGGUGAACUCUUUUGCUACGGGAGUUACUGGGUCCAAGAAUGCCCUGUCAAGCCAACAACGCUCUCAGAUAUUGGACUCGUUGCUGAACGUGCCUCAGAGCCACAAUAAUUAUGUAGCUCAACACAAGCAAGCACAAGCGGCUACUCAGCAGGCUGUAAAGCACUUUCCACAUGUUACUCCAUCCCAAGCCCAUGCUGCCAGUCGUCACACACCCCGACAGCAUCCUAAUCAAUCCCAACCAAAGCGACUUCCUCACAUUUCAAAUAGACAAGCUACACACUCUAGUUGGCAUACUCCAGCAACGCCAAUGCAGCAAAGUGCGAGGCAAGAAGUCAAAUCGACUAAGGAAGGUAAAUCGGGAAAGCAUCGACGGUCGCAUUCUGAAGAUCAUUGGGGAGAAGAGUGGGGAGGAGGGGGAGGGGGAGAAGGAGGAGGUACAAACGCAAGUGAGUGGUGGACACCUGUGCAAGGUGAGGGCACCGACUCGUAUGGAUGGGGCCCGAUUCCUGAAGAGGAGGAGGAGGAUUACGAGGAUGCUCGCCGGGUUCACUUUUCUCCCAAAGCACCUUCCGCCAACUUAUGGGGCGAUGGUGGCAAGUCACCGGUCUGGGGAGGGGGAAAGCUUAGCAAAGCUGAAUCAGUUAGUGGAUGGGGGACGGAUGGAGACGGAUGGGUCGGAACGUCGGAUAAGACAAAUGGUUGGGGUUUGAAACCGCCUCAGGGAAAUAGUCCUUGGAGUACCUGGGGUGAAGAUGAGAGUCAAUCAGAUAGCCCGUGGGGAAUGGAUAUGAAAGAGGAGAACAGUCCAUGGAGCUUACUAGAACGCCCUAAAGCACAGGCGCCUGGCAUUUCGAGUGCUCGACCACACGAUAAACACAGCGAGGCAAGUUAUUCGAUUCCUUCGAGAACCCUUGCACAUGCCUACAAAGGCACAACAACGACUCUGCAUGGGGUAGGUCCAGAAAACAGUAUCAUAGGUGACUAUAUGCACGCACAGAUACAAGACUCCGGAUUUGAAGCACUGGAACCCGUCCAGAGAGCGCUUUUUGGCAAAGGUCGCCGAGCCAGGGAACGUAUACACUGGAUGUUUCCCCCCGACAAAGAUGAGCGUGUGGAGAUAUUGCUCACUUGGAUACAGAAUGUAUCAUAUAGCCUCGCUACUUACGGGGUUCAUAAAUUUUUACAAACUCGCGAACGGGGGGCGUUAUUUGCCAAUGCCGAUUUUAGGCUGCCUGGAAAAGAGAAGGUUCCUGCCUUUGAUUGGCUCACAUUUGACGAGCUUCAGCGAACUAGAGACAAGAUUCUGCAGGAGUCAGUUGUUUGUUAUGAUCCAGCUGCUCAGGUUAUCGUCUUUGUGUUCCUGUCCUCAAACACGGGGAACAGUGUCGCAAUGUGGCGACGGAAAAUCCCUGUGCCAAACAACACGCGCCUAUCGUUUCAAGCACAUAUCAACCAGGCUUUGGCAGGGCUCCGGCGAGACAGUGACUACAUCGUCCAUGUUGAUGAGUUGCCUAACGACAUGCCACCAAUUACCAGAAGCAGAUCUCUGCCUGCCACUACUCAAUACAAGGGAAAGAAAAAGAAACGCAAGUGGUGGCGAGCACUAUUUGGUUUAUGA